Molecule: messenger RNA, 3141 nt
Organism: Micromonas pusilla CCMP1545
Lineage: Eukaryota; Viridiplantae; Chlorophyta; Mamiellophyceae; Mamiellales; Mamiellaceae
Product: p-type ATPase superfamily
Exons: 1
Coding region: 1-3141 (1046 amino acids)
Biological process (GO): transmembrane transport; monoatomic cation transport
Cellular component (GO): membrane
Molecular function (GO): ATP binding; ATPase-coupled monoatomic cation transmembrane transporter activity; metal ion binding
Source: RefSeq, a predicted model, not a curated record
AUGCGCGACGACGACCGCGGCGGCCUCCUCGUCCCCCCGGACUCGACGCCCUCGAGCGGCGGUUACGUCGAUUCGAACACGCCGAGGAAGCGGAAGCGCAUCACGACGUACCCGCGCGACGACCCCGGAUGGCUCGCCCCGUUCAACGCGCUCGUGUUCAAGUACCCGACCGCGAUGUUCCUCCUCGCGAUGUUCCUCCUCGCGGCGGCGCCGGCGUUGAUGGACCACGGCGCGGUGGACGUGACGCGCGCCAAGCUCGGGUCCACGGACGGCGGCGUCGGCGCCGGGCGGUACAUGCCGCUCGUGCGCGAGAAGGAAGCGCGCGCGGGAGCGGACGAGACGACGACGACGACGGCGGCGGAGGCGGAGGCGGCGAGGCCGCGGCCGCUCGUUUUCGCCGCCGCCGACGACGACCGCGGCGGCGACCUCAGCGAGAAGAGCUCCCUGCUCGGGGAGAAAAACAAGCGCUCGUCGUCGGACGACUUCGCGUCGCAUCUCGAGGCGAUCCACGUCGCCGUGCGCGACGAGCACGCGGGCGGCGACGAGCCGUCGUCGCACGCGCGCUUGAAGGUGUUGGGCAUCUGCUGCCCGAGCGAGGUUCCGCUGAUUCACGGCAUCCUCGACAAGCGACCGGGCGUGCGCGCGGUCAAGGUGAUCGUCCCCACGAAGACGGUGCUCGUGGAGCACGCGCCGUCGGUCGCGAGCGCGGCGUCGAUCGUGGACGCGCUGAACCGCGCGCGGCUUCAGGCGUCCAUCGCCAACGUCGUCGGCGACGGGCGCGACUACGGCGGAAAGAAAUCCAAAUGCGCGGACGUCCCGCUUCCGCCGUGGACGAUCCUCAUCGCGUGCGCUCUGCUCCUCGUCUCUUUGCUCCACUACGCGGGCGACGAGGGCGACGACAUCUAUCACCUGCGGUGGCUCGCGCUCGUCGCGGUCGCGAUCGGCUCGCCGCCGAUCGUCCGGAAAGCGAUCGCGAGUCUCCGCAACGGCGUCGUCGACAUCAACACGCUGAUGAUGUGCGCCGUCGCGGGCGCGUGCGCGCUGCAAGAGUUCGGCGAGGCCGCCGCGGUCGUCGCGCUGUUCGGCAUCUCCGAGUGGCUCGAGGACCGCGCGAUGGGGAGGGCGUCGAGCGCGAUGGGCGCGGUGUUGGCGUUGCGGCCGGAGCGCGCGACGCGAGCGGCGGAGCCGGGCGAGCCCGUCGCCGCGGAGGACGUGCGCGUGGGCGAGGUCGUGCUCGUGAAACCAGGGGAGAAGGUCCCCCUGGACGGCGUCGUCGUCGCGGGCGGGAGCGCGGUCGACGAGUCCGCGCUCACGGGCGAGAGCGUCCCUGUGAAGAAGACGAUCGGGUCGAAAGUAUACGGCGGCACGGUCAACCAGGGCGGCGUCUUGGAAGUGGAAGUCACCGCGCUCGCGGGCGAUUCCGCGGUGGCGCGGCUCGUGCGCAUGGUCGAAGAAGCGCAAGCGCAGCGAAGCGACGUGGAGAGGGCCGUGGAGACGUUCGCGAAGCACUACACCCCGAUCGUCGUCCUCGCCGCGAUUUUACUCGCCACGGUGCCGUUCGCCGCGGGGGAGACGAGCACGAAGUACGUGUACAUCGCGUGCGUGCUCCUCGUCGUCGCGUGCCCGUGCGCGCUCGUGUUGUCCACGCCGGUGGUCGCGGUGUGUGGACUGACACGCGCCGCGCGCCGAGGCAUGCUCGUCAAAGGCAGCGCGCACCUGGAGAGGCUCGGAAAGUUGCGCGUGAUCUGCGUGGACAAGACGGGCACGCUGACGGAGGGCGCGUUCGCGCUCACCGCGGCGACGCUCGCGACGCCCGUGACGUCGGGCGGCGGCGUCGGAAAACCACCUCGCCCGGCGCUCGGCGCGGGCGCGUUACUCCGCUGGGCGUGCGCGCUCGAACUCCGCGCGUCGCACCCGGUCGCGAGCGCGAUCCUCGCGGGCGCGGGCGCCGCGGUGCGCGUCGCCGCGAAGGCGUGCGACGUCCGCGACUUUACCACCCUCCCGGGCGAGGGCGCGUCCGCGACGGUGGACGGGAGGCUCGUCGAGGUCGGCGGUCCCGCGCUCGCGUCGAGGCGCGGGUGGAUCGACGACGACGCCACGCUCGCGAGCGCGGUGGCGUCGUGGGAGAGGCAAGGCGCGACUGUGGUGUGGGUCGGGAUCGACGGCGCCGUCGCCGGCGCGUUGAGAUGCGAAGACGCGACGCGGAUCACCGCCGCGGGCGCGGUGACGCGGCUGAAAAAUCUUGGCACCGAGGUCAUCAUGCUGACGGGGGAUAACGAAGGCAGCGCGCAGCGGGUCGCGGCCGAGGUUGGGAUCGACCAGGCGAACGUUCACGCGCGUCUGUCCCCGGCGCGGAAGAUGGAGGAGAUCGUCGAGCGCGUCGGGGCGCUCGAACGCGCCGCGAACGCGCGCGGAUCGCUCCGGCGGCGGUUCGCGGGGAGAGGCACGCUCGCGAUGGUCGGCGACGGCGUCAACGACGCGCCCGCGCUCGGGGCCGCGGACGUGGGCGUCGCCAUGGGCGUCGCCGGCGCGGCCGCCGCGAUGGAGACCGCGGACGUCGCGCUGUUGACGAACGACCUCUCGCGCGUCGGCGAGGCUGUCGCCAUCGGGCGUCUGUGCGUCAAGAAGAUCAAGCAAAACAUCGUCUUCAGCAUCGUCGCGAAGGCGAUCGUGUUGGUUCUGUCCCUGAUGGGGUACACCGGGCUGUGGGAGGCUGUCGUCGCGGACGUCGGCACCGCGCUCGUGGUCAUCCUCAACGGGAUGACGGUGUUGAACGCGCGGAGCACGGAGCGCGCGGGGGAGGACCCGGGGAUGAUCGGCUCCGGCGGGAGCGUCGCCGGCGCCGCCGCGGGAAUUUUCUUCGGAGGGAAGGACGCGUGCGUCGCGAAGACGCACCACGCGCGGGAGUUCUUCCCCGCGUCCCCGACGCUUCAACGGCAACGCGCGGAGGAUGAGUCGCACGGCGUCGUGGACGUCGAGAUGGGGCUCGUCGCGGGUCGCGCGCACUCGCACUCGCACUCGCACUCGCACUCGCCGCCGAAGACGAAGGUUUUCGAUAAGAAUACGCUUCCGAAUCCGCCGCCGUCGCCAGCGACGUCGCCGACGAAGGCGUCAGAUCCCGCGACCGGCGCGAGUUCCUGA